AGUGAAGCCAAGCUCCUUAGUCUUACUGGCUGAACUGUGGAUGGGGAUCAUGAGGAACUCUCAGCCUCUACACCUCUUUCUUGUUCCCGUUGUGGUCUCUGUACUUGCAGCCCUCCCCUGCCUUGCAUCUGCCAGUUCAGGAACUGACUAUGACUACGGAGCCCACCCACGCUUUGUUUGCACCCCUAUUCCCAUGGAUGCAGACCCCGCCUGCUUCCAUGCAACCGGUCCAGGCGUAGGGGCAGCAGGGCCCAGCGGACCAAGCCAUCAAAGUGCACCUCCUGCUGGCUGGUGGGGGGCGAGUGAAGAAGCCAAAGCCACCAUCCUCCACCUCAGGGAGAGCCUCGUCCAGCAGAAAGAGACCAUCCUGGACCAGAGGGAGACCAUCAGAGAGCUGACGGCCAAGCUCACCCUGUGCGAGGGCCUCGGACGGGGCGUGGCGCCUCAUGACGAGCACCACGGCUCAACCUCGCACUCCCAUCACGCCGGGGUGGCCAGUCAUCACACGUACACUGACAACGGGCACUAUAGCAACCAGCAGGGUCACCAUGGAAACGGCAACCUCAUACCGGACUCACCUCACUACCCCUCUGCAGGGGGGCAGCGAUCUGAUGGAGGCCACAGCAACAACAACCAGGGGAAGGAUAAACAUGUGACAACAGGGGACAUCACAUCAUCACCAGAGCAGAUGGAGAGGAUGCUGCAGGCGCUGAAGGAGAGGCUGGACAACCUGCAGAAGAGGAACACAUCUAUCACCUACUCCAGCUCUCUGAAGGAGCUGCUUCAGAGGAAGAUCAGCGCUCUGGAGCAGCAGCUGCACCACCGCACCUCCGCCCUCAGCAGCCCGGACCAUCACGACCAUGACAGCAGCCACAGCGACGACGGAGGCCAACACGAAGACGACGACGAUCACCACGAUUACGGACACCCAAGUGACCACAAGGACGACCACAACGACGGCGGUCACAGUGACAGCGGUGACCACGAUGACGACAGCCACAACGACGACCAUCAUGAUGCAGACGGCGACCACGACGACCAUGAUGACGACCACCAUGAUGAUGAUGAUGAUGAUGAUGAUGAUGACCACCACAGUAAUGAAGCAGACGGUCACAGCUACCUUCCACACACAAGAUACAGAGCGCCAGGACCACGUGCUGGCUUCCACUCAAAUAAGCUGGAAACAAUGCUCAACCAGCUGCACCUCGCAGGUUCCAACAGGAAGAAACCCAAGAAUCCUGAUGCCUUCCAGAUCAGCUUCCCCAUGAGAACCAACUACAUGUACGGGCGGGUGAAGAGGACGCUGCUGCAGGAGAUCUUCGCUCUGACUUUGUGUCUUUGGAUCAAGGCGGGCGUAGGGCCUGGUCUGGGGACGCCCUUUUCGUACUCGGCACCCGGACAGGCCAAUGAACUGGUCCUCAUCGAGUGGGGGAACAACCCCAUGGAACUGCUGAUCGAUGACAAGGCUGUGACGCUCCCCCUGUCUCUGGGUGACGGGAAGUGGCACCACGUCUGUGUGACUUGGUCAACGCGGGACGGACAGUGGGAGGCCUACCAGGAUGGAGUCCAGAGAGGGUCUGGAAUCAAUCUUUCUCCCUGGCACCCUAUCAAACCUGGAGGGGUCUUCAUUCUGGGACAGGAACAGGACACUCUGGGAGGCCGUUUUGAUGCCACUCAGUCAUUUGUGGGUGAGAUGUCGGACCUGCACAUGUGGUCACACGUCCUGACCGCCGGUGACAUCUACAGCCUGGCCUCCUGCGGCAGCCACCUCAGAGGAGAUGUCAUCGCUUGGUCCGACACCGAGGUGGAGCUUCGUGGAGGCGUCUCCAGAUACCCCUUUGACCCCUGUCACUGA
Messenger RNA from Chelmon rostratus (copperband butterflyfish), 1855 nucleotides. RefSeq names its product neuronal pentraxin-1. The record is from RefSeq and is a predicted model, not a curated record. NCBI's taxonomy places the organism in Eukaryota, Metazoa, Chordata, Actinopteri, Chaetodontiformes, Chaetodontidae. The transcript has 5 exons. The coding region runs from base 41 to 1855 and encodes 604 amino acids.